Notolabrus celidotus (New Zealand spotty) is the source of this 1971-nucleotide messenger RNA. RefSeq lists its product as uncharacterized. The record is from RefSeq and is a predicted model, not a curated record. The transcript has 6 exons. Bases 318 to 953 code for a protein of 211 amino acids. Lineage: Eukaryota; Metazoa; Chordata; Actinopteri; Labriformes; Labridae.
CAAAUGCACUGAUGCAUGACUUUCCACUAUAUGCAGCAGCUUUUCCUUUUGUGGUGGGGUAACCUGAUUCCCAAGGCAACUGUUGCCACUGCAAAACACUCAGUGAAUGCACAGGCAUGUCACGGUUUAAUGUCUAACUAGUUCAAGGACUGUCAUUUGCUAUAUUUACAUCACGAUUUGUGUUCUAAUUUACUGCCAAAAGAGCUGCAACUUUAAGAACCUAAAUAAAUCGUGUAUAGGGUUUAACGUUUUGGAAAGUUUCCGCAAAGACUGGAUUUCUCUAGUGGGCACGGAGAAGAAACAGCUUGAACUACAAAAUGAGACUGCCAGCCAUCUCCUUAGCUCCCACACCAGUGUGUUUUCCUUACAACACACCUCCUGUCCGGCAGAGUCCCAGCCUGGUGGUCCCGCCCAGGGCAUUUCCCAUCAUCUCAGACUCUGCCCGCCUGUGCACAAGCACUCAGAGUAUUCCAAGACUGAACCCCUUGCAUCCCCCUUUGGUCCUUAAACGUACCGUCAGUCUGGAGACGCCAGCUGUUCACCACCACAACCACCAGAGGACACUCAUCAUGCAGAGGAGAGAGCAUUACAGAUAUCAUCAAGUGUGGCGAAAACCUUUUUAUGGAACCAGCGUUGAGCGAGAAGAAUACAGGAAGGACGUGCGGGAGCUCCUGAAAAGACAGAUGGAGGAGAAAUAUGCAGCACUAAAACUGCAGCUGGCCAGUAAGGUCAAGGAAGCAGAGUGUCUAAGAGAAAAGGAGUGCAUUGCCCUGUCCAGUGAAAAAGAGCAAAGGAUCCAGCAAAGAAAAGCAAUGACUGCAUACAGAGAUGAGAACAAGAGGCUAAUGGAACAGAGCUGGAGAGACAGAGCACUCACACGCUCCCAGGAGGCCCUGAAGGAGCGAGAGCUGCUGUGCCUUAACCCCAUUAACUGGAGUGGAACAUUGAAAUAGGCGGAACUUUCACAUCUCUCUGAAGCACUUGGUCAUGCUUAAGUGCCACAUGGUAAUGAUAUGCAACAUGAUGUAUCAAUUACGUCUUAAUUACAAUUACCAACUAUUAAAUACAGAAUGUUUCUAGGAUUUUUUUCAAACUUAGAUAAAAUCAUGAUACGUUGUAAUGUCUCAUUAAGUCAUCUGAUUAUAUAAGAAUUUAUUUUUCAUUCUUACUUGUUGAGGGAUGCUAUACAGCAAAGGUUCAGGAGCAGGACAACAACUUAGCCACGCCUCUUCCUGCACUCUUAUAAAUUCAGUCCUAUCCCUCUCCUCCUCUUUCGUUGCUUGUAAAACACUUAAUGAUGCCAAUAUAUUCUCUCAUUUUUUCAUGCAUUCUUUCUCUUUCUUAAAACCUGGAAUCUACUGAACCCACAAUCAACUUAACCACCAACAUUGCUGUUGGAUAUUGAGUUUCAUUAUACUAUUAGUGACUAAUGAAGCCUCAGGCAUUUAGCCUCAAGCGUAAACACAGAGCAUCAAUAGAGAUCUACAAACAGCAUUGCAUUGCAUUGCAUUACACACCACCAUUUUUUUCUCUUCUUUUUUUUUUUUAUGUAUUUUUGGGUCUUUUUAUGCCUUCAAUGAGAGGGUACAGUGGCUAGCUGGAGAGAGAGAGUAGGGAAUGACAUGCAACAAAGGGCUAGAAUCAAAUCCCAGGCUGCCUGCUCUGAGGACGGAAGCUUCUGUACAUGGGUUGUGUGAUUUAACUGCUGGGCCAAACCAGUGCCCUGAUGUUUUUCUCAAUUUUAAAGUUGUACCUUUACAUAUAACACUUCGUACAACUUUCUUCUAUACAUACAAAGUACGUUGAUUUUAUAAAACAGAUGGUGUUUGGUGAUUUCUUUAAGGGCAUCCCCUAGUCACUGACUUCCUCUAUCUUCCGUGAAUUUUCAAAAUUGGAAACUUUCCAUGGGAAUUAAUGGGAAUUUAUGGGAAUAAACCAGGAAUUUACUAAAUUGAAGGUUGGCUCUUAAUA